Ricinus communis (castor bean) is the source of this 1611-nucleotide messenger RNA. RefSeq names its product homeobox-leucine zipper protein HOX11. The transcript has 4 exons. The coding region runs from base 112 to 1248 and encodes 378 amino acids. Gene Ontology annotation, molecular function: sequence-specific DNA binding; DNA-binding transcription factor activity, RNA polymerase II-specific. Lineage: Eukaryota; Viridiplantae; Streptophyta; Magnoliopsida; Malpighiales; Euphorbiaceae. The record is from RefSeq and is a predicted model, not a curated record. Gene Ontology annotation, biological process: regulation of DNA-templated transcription.
AUAUUAGGACUACAAAGACUGUCUCUCUCUCAAUAAAGACUCUUUCCAGUGUUUUUCACUGCAAAAACCAUAAACCCGUCUUCUCCAUUUUCUCUAUCUCUUUCUUAGGAGAUGGAGCUUGGUUUAAGCUUAGGAGAUGCUUCAAAGCCAUUGGGGUUCAUAGAGAAAGCAAGAGAUGUCUCUAGCAAAAGACGCUUAGGGUUUUGCAUGGGCUUGUCUAUCGACCCAAAUCCUAGAAAUGAACAGCAAGAUGCUGAUCAUCAUCAUGAUGAACAAGAAGCAGAAGAAGAUGGUGAUAAAGGGAAACAUAGUAGCAACAAUUACAGUACAGAUACAGCAGCAACAACGUCAACAAUAAAAAUCAAGAGAGCAGCACCUGAUCAUGAUCUCAUAGAUACUGAUCAUCAACAUCAUAGAAGGCCUUCCACAGAUCCACCUAUAAUUCAGCUUGAUCUUCUACCAAACACUCCUGUUGUCGUCCCUCGUCAUCAUCACCAUGCUCUUCUUUGGCCUUCUUCUGAUAACGGAAGUUAUGAUGCAAAAGGGUUAGAUGUGAAUCGGCUACCGGCGGUGGAGGAGGCUGAGGAUGGGGCGGCUUUGUCAUCUUCGACACCAAACAGUGCAGCCUCAUCAUUUCAAAUGGAUUUUUGCAUAUACGGUAAAGGUGGAAAUCAUCAUGAGGGUGAAAGAGCUUCUUCAAGAGCUAGUGACGAGGAUGAGAAUGGUAGUGCUAGAAAGAAACUCAGGCUCUCCAAGGAACAGUCUGCUUUUCUUGAAGAAAGCUUUAAAGAACAUAACACUCUCAAUCCUAAACAAAAGCUGGCUCUUGCAAAACAGCUUAGUCUCCGUCCACGCCAAGUUGAAGUCUGGUUUCAGAACAGAAGAGCAAGGACCAAAUUGAAGCAAACCGAGGUGGAUUGUGAGUACUUAAAGAGGUGUUGUGAGACAUUAACAGAAGAGAAUAGAAGACUGCAUAAGGAGCUUCAAGAAUUAAGAGCUUUAACGUCUUCAAAUCCAUUCUACAUGCAAGUUCCUGCCACCACUCUAACUAUGUGUCCCUCUUGUGAGAGAGUUGCCACCACCUCCACAGCCACUGCCACAACAACCACCACCACCACUACUACCAAGAACAAUAUUAGCACCGAACCGGCCUCAUCCAAAGGCACAGGACUGUCCCUCAGUACUAAAACAAGAUUAUAUCCAUUUGUUCACACACAAACCCAUUCUCAUCAGCCUACAGCUUCUUAAAGUCAAGAGUUAUAAAUUAAGAGAAGAGAAACUAGAGGUUCCAGUGUUCAUAACUUAUGUACAUAUAUAAGGGUUUUUUUCCUAGAGAGAGAAGAAAUCUUAUAGGUUAUUUGAUUCAGUUCAUUAAUGGGUUGGUUAAUUAAUUACAUGGUUUCAUCUGUUUGGAGGGGAAUUCUUGUAAAAGAAAAGAAAAAGUUGGAAUUUUCUUGGUUUUGCCAUAUCAUAUACUAGUAGUAGUAGGAUCAGAGAAAACAUACUGUUUCAAGAAAAAGAUCAUGUUGAAAGAAUGUUAUUUUCUUGUUAAAUAGAAAUUUUCCUUCACUUUCUUGGAAAGUAAAAUGGAAAAGUAAACAAUUUGUUUAA